GGUAGGUCUUAAUAUGUUCAAAAUAAAUCUCAAAAAUUGUUUUUUGUUAAAAAACUAGUUGUAAAUUAAUUUGCAUAUAAAAUGUUAGUUCGAAUAAAAUUACCAUAUUUAACAUGUGAUAAGAAUCCGACAACAGUUAAUCGCACAUUCUGCAGUUGAGGUGUUUUUUUGGUAUUUGUAGUGAGGUGGUUGAUUAUAAUGAUAAGGCGUUGAAUACUGCAUCGAAAAGGUAAAUUAAUGCGGAUAAAUUCCGCGCUAUUUCAAACGAAAGGGAGAGCAUGACCUACAUUUCAAAAUACUUGUUAUAAAGUACAGUUAGUUAUAACACUAGUGUGAUCAGAAUACCAAAUUCUCUCCAUAUAAGAAACAAUGAAUUAUAUUCAACUCGCAUUCUCGUUCUUCAUUACUGUGAUUAUCGUGUUUGGAAGUUUGCUCAAUGUUUUUGAGGAUUAUUUGCCUAUAGUUUUUGUACAAGCCUUCCGCUAUGGCAAAUUUGAAGUCAAAGGCAGAACAAAAUCAAAAUUGGUCCAAGAAUUACCAAAAAGCUACUUCAGGCAUUUCUACAGAUUGGCUCUGAUAAUUCAAACAUAUGUGUUCUAUUUGGUAGUCAGUGUAUAUCUAUUUAAUGCGGAAUUGCCCAAUUGGAUUGAAGAUCUUUUAAAUUUGUCUUGUGGGAAUGAUCGAACUGCACACACAAAUGCCACAAAAGUGUUUGUGGCAACAGUCUUAUUUACACUGCAAGUAUACAGGAGAUUUUAUGACACCCAUUUUGUAUCAAUAUUUGGGAAAAACAGUAAAAUUAAUUUAGGGCAAUAUAUUCUAGGAAUUGUGCAUUAUCCAUUUUCAGAUAUUGCUAUAUUAUGUGAGGCACCAAAAUUUGCACUUUCAGGUAAAAGGUCAAACAAAAAAAAAAAAAUAAAAAAUUCAAAAUACAUAAUUUUUAUUUCAGAUUUAGAAUACAGUAAAGUGAAUUUGUUGGAGCUGAAUGGAAUAGAAAUUUUAUCAGUUAUUAUGUUCCUUUGGGCUUGGUCGCACCAACAUGUUUGUACUAAAAUAUUAGCAAAUUUAAGGAAGAAUAAAAGAGGUGAUGUUGUUACUGAUGAUCAUAAAUUACCACAAGGUGAUUGGUUUAAAUAUUUAUCUUGUCCUCAUCAGACUGCUGAGAUUUUAAUGUAUUUAUCCCUCACAAUAAUUUUAAGACACAACAUAACAUGGUUCUUUGUAUUUGGAUGGGUCCUAAGUAAUCAGGUUGAAACAAUUUUGUUAAGUCAUUGGUGGUAUCAAUCACAUUUUGAUAAGUUCCCAAGGGAAAGAAAAGCUUUGAUACCUUUUAUUUAUUAAUGAUAUGAAACCAAGAUAACUUGCCAGUAAAAUAUAUUUUCAUAUUUGUAAUAUAUUUGCACAAUAAAGAAAGUCUGACAAACCUA
Aethina tumida (small hive beetle) is the source of this 1427-nucleotide messenger RNA. Its product is annotated as polyprenol reductase. Gene Ontology annotation, biological process: polyprenol catabolic process; dolichol-linked oligosaccharide biosynthetic process. Gene Ontology annotation, cellular component: endoplasmic reticulum. Gene Ontology annotation, molecular function: 3-oxo-5-alpha-steroid 4-dehydrogenase activity. NCBI's taxonomy places the organism in Eukaryota, Metazoa, Arthropoda, Insecta, Coleoptera, Nitidulidae. The transcript has 4 exons. The coding region runs from base 370 to 1341 and encodes 323 amino acids. The record is from RefSeq and is a predicted model, not a curated record.